Bacillus rossius redtenbacheri is the source of this 2870-nucleotide messenger RNA. RefSeq lists its product as uncharacterized. Lineage: Eukaryota; Metazoa; Arthropoda; Insecta; Phasmatodea; Bacillidae. The record is from RefSeq and is a predicted model, not a curated record. Bases 187 to 1017 code for a protein of 276 amino acids. The transcript has 4 exons.
UGCGCCCGCGCGCAGCACGGUCGUGUGUCUCUCUCUCCACCGCCGGCCGCCUCUCCUCCAUCAGACCUGCCGCUCAGGGCGGACCGCUGACCGACACAGCGGCGAGGGAGGCAGGAAUGUGCGCCCACGCGCGCGUCGACGGCCGGCCCGCACGCGGCGCGACCAGAUAGCGAGGGAAGCCCCGCGAUGGACGCCGGCGCCCUGGUGGCCCCCGGGCCGGGCGGAUCGAUGGCGGCGUCGUCGCCCACGCGCGCCAUGGACUUCUACUCGUGCGAGGGCAAGGUGGUGCGUCGCGACGGCGAGGGCCGCUUCGGCUGGUGGCUGUCCGACCUGAGGUCGCAGUCGCAACCCGUCAUGGAGGUGCGCGUGGAGCCGGCCAGCGACGACGACGACGACGUCCGGUCCUCGUCGUCGUCGGACGACUCGGAGCUGGGCUCGCUGUUCGGCGAGCUCAGCCCGGCCGGCUUCCAGUCGCUGUCGCUGAUGCAGCGGCUGUCGCCGUCGGCGGAGGAGCUGUCGCGGCUGGUGUCGCGCUCGUCGCCCACGCACCGGCCGCUGGAGGCGGUGCUGAACGUGGGGCGGCGCGGGUCCUGCGAGGAGCCGGCGGCGGCCGAGUCCCCGCGCGCGGCGGACGCAGCGGCCUGGGGCGGCCGCGCGGCCAGCCAGUGGCACUCCUCGCCGCGCGGCCGCGAGCUCAACCGCUCCAGCAACGAGCUGGAGACGGCCAUGCGCAUCCUGCAGGGCAAGCUGCGCGCCGUGGAGGCCGGCCACCGCCAGAUGGUGCUGGACGUGGACAGCAUCCACCGCGGGCUGCAGGCGGAGAUCGCGACGACGACCCGCCUCACCAAGGCCGCGCAGUCGCUGGUGGAGGAGCUGCAGGACGUGCGCUACCUGGACGAGCUCAUCUUCAUGAUGGAGGGCCACCUGGACCGCAUAUCCCUGAGGGUGUGGCCCUUCACCACCGCGCACGUCUCCCUGGGGCCGGACACCUGCCAGGAGUACAACCUGGUCGUCUGACCGUCUGACCGUCUGACCCAGAGGCGAGCCUUACUACCACGACAGACAACUUGGACACUGUGUGCCUUUUUAAUUACAAGAUGAAAUAGUGACAGAGCAAAAUCUCACUCCUGCAACAGACAAUACGUAUGUAGUGUUCUUGCUACUGGCAGCAGUGAAAACAGAUCUCAUGUUUUGUACACAACAUUUUCUGUAUUUUUUUUUUAUUUACUAUGUCAGAAAUAAUAACAAUGUGUAGCAACACAAACAUAAAAAAAAAAAAAAAUUUACGUGCUCAUAUUGACAUUUGUUAACACUACUAAUGGUUUUUUGUGUUUGUUUUUAAGUAUGUACAUUCUUGUAAACAUUUUUUUAAAAAAUAAAAGACAUUUUAAAAACCAGAUUCAAUGCAUUGUAUAGCUGUGUCAGUAAAAUUAAAAUAUGCGAAAAAUUCAUAUGUACAUAAAAUGAAUACAAGAAACACGUUUCAGAAAAUAUAUUUGUUGGGCACUAUGAAUCAAAAAACGACCAACAGGAGUGAAUAAAAUCUUUGAGAGAUUCUUGCAAUUGGAAAAAUUAAUUUAAAGUUAUUACAUGUACAUACAUCAUUGCUGAUUUAUACUUGUUAUAGAAAAACCUCAUGGAUGGACAACAAACAUGAAUACAUACACAUGAGAACAAGCCAAUAUCAGCUGAUGUCAAAUGUUACAUGACUAGAUGGAACAGAUAAUUCCAUGGCAGGCGAACUCAAUGAUGAAACUUAACAGAUAGUAUAAAAUAUUACAAUCUAGUGUUGUCAAGAAGAUAAUCUGCUUAGUUUCAUUGUUGGAUUUGUCUGUGCAUUGCUCAUUCAUCCAAGAUUGUUUUUCUGUAUUCACUGUUCUUAUUGCUACUGGCUCAUCAUUCGUCAACCCACUGCAUUUGUCAGUGCUGUAAUUUUUUCUAAAUAAUAUCCUGUGUUCUCUAGACAAGUAACAUUUGACAUCAGUUAAUUGUGUGUUUAUGUUUAUGUAUUCAUCUUUGCUGUCAUUCUGAGGUUUUUCAUUGUCAUCCAAUAUAAUCCAGCACUGGUAUCUGUCCAUGAAAUUAUUUUAAACCAGUACUGAAUAAUUUAUAUAACAAAAAAAUGUUCAUCUACACAUUCUCGACAUGUCUACCGUACAACAAAGAGAAGUGAUAAGAUAAAUUAUUUGUUAAAAUAAAUUUUUAAUGCAGCAUGGGGAAGGAUGAUUAAUCUUUUUAAUUUAUGUCAUCCUUUUCUUUCCUUAGUCCAUCAUUUUUUUUCUGUUAAGUAUAAUACUUAUAUUAGGAAUAAUAUUAAGCUUAAGUACAACAGCUAGAAAUUGCACAAAUAUGUUUUUAUUCACUAAUCCAAACAUUCGUGAGAUGAACAAAAGUCAAAACAAACACCUUAUUCUUGACGUAGUAGUUGUUUGCAUGAAAAUGAGGUAAAAGUUAUUACCAUUAUUAUAAUUUUAGAAGUAGAUUAAUUAUGUGUGCAUAAUUUCAGAUCUUUCACACAACUGGAUUUAGUAUAUGCACUGUUAAAUAAAACCAAUUACUCCUGCUCUGAAAAAAUCUAAGCAAUGACUUAUUGCAUUGGUUAUUGCUAACGCACAAUACUUAUGCCAGAUUUCUUAUACCUGAUUAAAAAAAAGUGAAUUCGGAGAUGUAUUAAGACUUUUAAUGAAAACCUACCCCUUUUCCUUCCAAUAUGGAUGGAAUUUUAUAAAAAAAAAUUCAUAUGCAUGCUGAGUUUCUCUACUCCUGCUUCAGCAGUUUCUGGGGUAACAUUUUACUUAAUCAAACUAAACUUACUUCCUUUACACACAGUGAGAGAAGGAAUUUCACUGACAUAAAUCAUGAUAUUUAAU